AUGGCAUCUCCCACUGCCACCAGGCACGGGCAAGAUGCCAUGGCUACCGCCCCUGCGCCUCCCAAUGCCACCACCGGCACCGCCAAGAGCAGGACCAUCGUCACCAUCUCGGUGCUAUUGGGAGUGCUUUUCAUCAUCAUUAUGCUGGUUUGGUGGACCAGCGGGAAAAGGCAACCCCAGCCACCUGCACCAAUGCCCGUCGUAUACCGACAGAUUAUCAAGGAAAAAAGAAAGACUGGCAUGUCGAAGUCCUUUGUCGAUUCGAUGCCUCUGGUCAAAUAUGGGACGGUGAUACGAGUAGCUCAAAUGGAAAACAUGACGGAUGAAGAAGCCAAUAUCUGUGUCAAGGGAAAGAAAGUCACCGUGGAUACUGCAAAGAGAAAUAUAGAUGAGUGUCCUGUUUGCGUCGACACUUUUACUCCUUCCCAGGAGGUACGAAUUCUACAUUGUGGCCACAUAUAUCACCCUCGAUGUAUCGAUCCGUGGUUGCUAAGGGUGUCUGGUACAUGUCCGAUAUGUAGAAAGGACCUGAAAAGAAUGGCACCAUCGCGACUCUCUGACCCACAGAUCCCAAGACCGGCUCAUUUGUCGACACGGUCAUUAUGAAAUGAACAGGAAGACCACGUUGAGCGACAUCUCGUCUGUGGAAAUCAUCCUUACAAUUUCAACAUGCCAAAUACCCAGCCCACGAAAUAUACCUUGCUUGAACCCAAGUUACAACAAACCAUCCUGGCGGACAGAAAGCCAAUAAAGUUGGGAUAUAUCUCAAAUACAGCGAGUACUGCUGGGCGGUUGAUAUUUACACCUGCAGAGAUUCCAACAUUGUUAGAUUUGAAUAUUGCCAGAAGAACGAA
Messenger RNA from Exophiala oligosperma, 854 nucleotides. RefSeq lists its product as uncharacterized. Lineage: Eukaryota; Fungi; Ascomycota; Eurotiomycetes; Chaetothyriales; Herpotrichiellaceae. The transcript has 3 exons. The coding region runs from base 1 to 606 and encodes 201 amino acids. The record is from RefSeq and is a predicted model, not a curated record.